Geodia barretti is the source of this 477-nucleotide messenger RNA. The record is from the annotation of a GenBank genome assembly. Lineage: Eukaryota; Metazoa; Porifera; Demospongiae; Tetractinellida; Geodiidae.
AUGGCAACCAAGAGGGACGGCGAGAAAUACUUGGGGCACGAGUUGCACGUGCCACUGUCACAGGACGGGCAGGUGAUGGCCUACGUGUGGCCGGUGCGGGCGCUCAACGUUCGCGGCUCGUGGUGCGGCGGCCCGACCAUCGGCAUUGACGUGGGCAACGAGGAGAUCAUCCGCUUCGACUGCCACGACCGGCCCGGCCACUGGCACGGCGGCGGCUACGACAAGGGAGGCUCCCCCGGCGCCUCUCACCGGGACUUCCCCAAGGACAUCGUCGCGGUGGCCGACCAGGUGGACUGGUCGCUGCAGCAGGUGAGCGAGCGCACCUCGGAGCUUCUCGCGGAGGCCGACCACGGCGAGGCAGCCGAGGCCGUUGAUGCCGCGAUGCUGCAGGAAGCAGUCGGACUGAUUCGCAACCACCUGAAGCAGCAGGGCCACCUGCGCGACGAGGCCAUCAGCGCUGGGAUUAUCGAGGCGUAA